CCAGGAAAGCGGAGCCACGAACGCCCAGGCGCUGCUUGCGUAACCUUUCCGCCUCCCGAGGCAGCCAGCAAAGGCGAAGCGGACGCAAUUCCCAGAUCAACAGUGGGCUCCCAGCUGGGAGACAAGCUCGGAUGGAAAUUCUAUGAUGGUGACGACUUUCACCCAGAAGAGAACAGAAAGAAAAUGGCAGAAGGAAUACCUCUGAAUGACCAGGACAGAAUCCCAUGGCUUUGCCACCUGCAUGAUAUAUUAAUGAGGGAACAUGCAUCAGGACAGAAUGCAAUUUUAGCCUGCUCAGCUCUGAAAAAAAUGUACAGAUGCAUUUUGGAGAACAGAGGGACUGGUGGUGACCGUGGUCACCUAGAGGAACAUGAGGUGCCUCCACCACUAAAUAUCCUUUUUGUCCACUUAGCUGGCCCUAUGAGCCUAAUUGCUAAACGACUGGAGAAAAGAAAGGGACAUUUUAUGCCACCUGCUCUACUCCAGUCUCAGUUUGAUGCUCUUGAGCCUCCAUCACCCCCAGAAAAGUCUAUUACUGUCAGUUUAGAAAAGUCUGUUUCAGAAAUUGUAUCUGAAAUCGAAGAAUAUAUUAAAAACUUGAAUUGUUAAUUGUACCAGGUUGGUUCCUGCACUACAAUACCAUCUCAAAACAAAGACAUCUCUCCUACAAUUUCUCUUUGAUUAAGAAGUAGAAUUUUAUGCAUUGGCUUCCCCCACCCCCUUGUGAAGAACUCAAAAUAAAAGACAAUUUAGUCCUAUGGUAUUUAACUUUUGUACACAAGCUGGAGUUGUGAGGAUUUUCGAAAGCACCCAAGACUGACCUGAAAAGUUCAAUUGACUACAACAGAAGAGGGAAGCACAGUUCCACCUGUCGGAUGAGGCAAGGCUUAUUUCUGACUCUCUCUCUCUCUACACACACACACACACACACCCUUUGAGCUGGCAACAACUACUAUUGUUAUCCUUACUGUGGUAGGAAACAGAUGGGAGAAUAAGGUGGAAUUGGGGAAGUGCUUGGUCUCUAGUUCUGCAACAACAGCAGAGUUAUGUGCAAAAUAAGUAGCACAAGUCAAAACACUUGCAGUUAAAGUUUACCACCUCCACCACUUAGCAGAGUUCCACAAAGACUGGAAAUAGCAGCUGACAGAUGUUUAAAAAGUCAUUCUAGUAGGGAAGCAAAGGAUGUGGAUGUAGUUUUAGUUUUCCGUAUGUGUGUGUCACAGUAUUAUUUUGACUGUACCAAGUCACACACAAGUCACAACAACAGAGAUGUUCAUAAUAUACAGAUAUUAACUCUAGAAUCAUCCCAUCAGUUGUACUGAUAGUCAGCUAUGAAAGGAACUUUGGCACUUUAUUCUCUUCAGUAAGUGUUUAAGUUUCUAAGCCGUAACUAUCCUGCCUCCAACAAUUCUAGAGUAUUCCAAGGGCAAAGAGUGGAAAGUCUCUGAUACUGCAACUCUGAUAAGGUACACAAUUUCUAACCUAUAAGGCACAUUCUUUGACAUGAAAUUGUGCUCCAUUACCAACUGAAAUUAACCACUGUCUACAGCCUAUGACUCACUAACUUCAAUAGAACACUAAGAAAUUUCUAGAGCACACUUUAAUUUGCUUUGGGGAAAAUGGGGGUAGCCAAACAAGUCAUACUCAAGCAGACCAAAUACAAUUGGUUUAGCUUACUUGAUUCCAGUGGGUCUACUCUGAGUGACCAACAAUGGAUACCACCUAGUGUGAAAAUCUGUAACCAGCAGAUUUUUUUGUGCCAGCAAUUUGGGUUAGGAAUUUAUAUUCUGCGGAAAAAAAUUCCACAUGCAUGAAGUUAUGUAACAAACACACAUAAAACAAGUUAAUACAAAUUGAAAUAUAUGACCUCAAUACUUCUAGCAAUAGAGAUUCUCACAUUUGUAGAGCCAUCAUGUCACCAAAGUAAAAUUGGGAAGGGAUAAAAAAAACCCUAGAGGUGAUAUAACAUUUGCUUCACUUGAGCCUCCCUCAUGGAAGCAAAGGUAGGGUUUUUUAUUAUUGAGAAAUUUGAACAUUUAACCGCCCCCCCUACUAUUAUAACAAUUGCUUCAUGUUUUGACUACUCAAGUCUCACUAAAAUUCAAAUAAAGAGUGCCCUCUUGUGGUAUAAUAACAGGCAAACCCUAAAAUGCAACUCCACCUUUUUCUAUUAAACGAACCUAGAUACAGGGACGUAGGUUAAAAUGAGUAAUUUACAUUUUUUUACAUGAUUUUUGACAUCUCAAGUGAGCCACUUCAUUAUGUUUAUCAUUCUUACAAGAAGGGUUCCCAGUAAACACCAGAUUCCCUGUUUGUUUUAGGGGUCUCCAAAGAAAAGGAUUCAGGAACACCUCUGCUGGUAUAGAACAUCGGAUAUGUCUACAUGGAGCACUUAGUAACAGUUUUAAAAAAUGUUUGACAGAAUGUUAGGAGCUCACACUAGUGAGGGAGGCCUGCUUUGAGACAAUAAUCUUCGUCAUCACGUAUUGAAAAGAACUCCAAAUGCAAGUUACUGUUAAGGGCAAGAGGAACAAAGAUGGUCCCAGCCUUAAAUAUGGUGGCUUGAAUUUCUGCUGCUAGGGAUAAAAUGACUGCAAAUAAUUGCUCACAAAGAAGUUUAAUUCAUUUAUUACCUGUGCACAAGAGAAAUAACUACCAAUAAAAACCCAAAAGAUAUACAGUAUUUUUACAUGGUGGUUAAAAGUAAUUAGAAUAUCACAUGACAGUGUCAGUGAAAGUAUGAGUCCAAUUACAAAUCAUAAUGCAAGUUAGAAUCUCAAGGGGAAAGCCAAAGAGCUUUAGGCAAAAGCAGUUUCAGAGCAAAAGGCUGUGCCCCUUCAAUCCGCACAAAGAUGAAGGUAAUUUACAAUCAAUCCUUGUGAAUAUUUGAGACAAUGUUACAAUGCAGGUUUCUGUACAGUUGUAAAGAUCAGGUCAGCAAUCCUAGUAUUUUAAAAGAAUUUGCCAAAGCACUUCUGCUAAGAGAUACUUGCUAAAGAUGCUGUAAGAUUCUACUCCAUUGGCGGUGUCUCAUGUCUUUCACUUAUUCUGGCUUUGAGAUGAAGA
This is a messenger RNA of Zootoca vivipara (common lizard), 3066 nucleotides long. It is a transcript of the gene IDNK, whose product is annotated as IDNK gluconokinase. Gene Ontology annotation, molecular function: gluconokinase activity. Gene Ontology annotation, cellular component: cytoplasm. NCBI's taxonomy places the organism in Eukaryota, Metazoa, Chordata, Lepidosauria, Squamata, Lacertidae. The record is from RefSeq and is a predicted model, not a curated record.